Onychomys torridus (southern grasshopper mouse) is the source of this 3440-nucleotide messenger RNA. RefSeq names its product armadillo repeat containing X-linked 2 (gene Armcx2). The transcript is spliced from 5 exons. Bases 812 to 3430 code for a protein of 872 amino acids. Gene Ontology annotation, molecular function: protein binding. NCBI's taxonomy places the organism in Eukaryota, Metazoa, Chordata, Mammalia, Rodentia, Cricetidae. Gene Ontology annotation, cellular component: mitochondrion. The record is from RefSeq and is a predicted model, not a curated record.
UGACGUGGGCAAAGGUACUUAAAGCCUUGACGGCCAUCCCUGCCAUCUUCCUCCGGGUACCAACGCUGUUAAGCUGCACACUGCCAGGCAAGGAGAAGAAAAUUCCCUCAGAACUGGCCAGACACCUUGCUGCCCCAACCCUCCCCCUCCCCCUCCCCCUCCCCCACCAUCCCCCUGUCCUUCUAGGGUGCUAGGAAAUGGGUGUGCCAGCUUCUGUGGGAGAGAUGGCGGAUUUGGCGCUGCAUGGGCUUCACAGGCUGGGGGAUCGUGACAGAAUCAGGUACUAAACCGCCAUGCUAACUGCCAGGCUGCUUUCCAGACACCUGCGGCCCACAGAGCCCUUCAUCCUGGUCUUUUCAGGCCUGAAAAAGGAAUUCUGAUGGAAAAAGGCUAACACUGGGGCUCUUAUUCUGGAUGAUGAUAUGUCCACCAGGUUCUUAGCCUGCACCCGCAGUCUAUAUUUCUGCCCUUUCAGCCUGUCCUCCGCAAGAAGCUCUGACUGAAUUAAAGGCAGGGGAAAGACCUCUGAAUUCUUGCAGAAUGCAAAUCAGGGGAGAAACAACUCUCUCUCUACCAAAGGCUCAAAACCACCUGUCAUCUACCUACAGAUCCGUCUACCUGUAGACUCUGCAGCUGUGAGAACGAGCACAGUGGGAAUUGCUCCUGAUCCCGGGAAGUUGGUCCAGCUCAGCUUGCAGCCUCAGAAGAAUUUUCCAACCUGAGCUUGAGAGCCUCGCUUUGACUGGUACAUACAUUCCACUUAGGCAAGCCAGUAGCACAACCUGGAUCAGAGAACUGUUCCAAGUGUAUCAUGAGCCGUGCUCGGGAUGCUGGCUGCGUAGCUGCUGGAAUAGUGAUUGGGGCUAGUGCUUGGUACUGUGUCUACAAAUACACUAGAGGAAGAGACCAGAAGAAGAAGAGACCAGCCAAGCCCAAGAACCGAGCUUCGGUGGGUACUGGAGCCAGAGCUAGAGCUGGGCUAAGAGCUGGAUUCACAAUUGACCUUGGGCCAGGAUUCAAUACCCCAGCCCUGGUGAGUGUUGAGGCAAUGAAUAAGGCCCAAGAAGAAACAGCCGCUCUUGCCAAAGCUGCAGCUGAAGAGAUGAUGCCAGCUGCACCCAGCCCUAAGGUUCAGAAUGGGGCAGAAAGUAAGGUCCAGGAGGCAAUUGGGACUGGGACUGAGCCUACUACAGAAUCAGUAGUCGUGACUUCAGCUGCCAGUGCAGUUACAUCCCCACCCAAGGUGACAGAGGUCCCCACAGCUGCAGGGGCCCCGGAAAUGGUAGUGGCUCCCAAAAUGGCAGAAGCUGCCACCACCACACAGGCUUCUGGAGCAGCAGCACUCCCUGGGCCAGCAAUACUCCCUGGGCAGCAGCAGUACAGCCCUAUGCCAGCAGUACCUUCCCCAUCAAUAGCACCUCCUAUGCCAGCAGCACUUCCGUGGGCUGUAGCACCUCAUGGGGUAGCCCAGGCUCCUGGGCCAGCAGCACCAACCAUGGCAGUCCAAUCUCUUAUGCCAGCAGCACCUUCCUGGGCUGUAGUAGCACCUCCUGGGGCAGUCUACAUUCCUGUGGCAACACACUUUCCUGGGGCAGCAGCAGCAGCUGCUGCUGCUGCCAGGGUAAGCCAAUCUCCUGGGACAGUGGUACCUCCCCUUCCACCCCCGUCUCUUGGGGCAGCAAUGCUUUCCAGGGCAGUCCAGUCUUCUGUGGCAUCAGUGCCUCCCAGAACAGUCCAGUCUCCUGGGGCAACAGUGCAUCCUGGGGCAACAGUGCAUCCUGGGGCAACGGUGCAUCCUGGGGCAACGGUGCAUCCUGGGGCAACAGUGCAUCCUGGGGCAACGGUGCAUCCUGGGGCAACGGUGCAUCCUGGGGCAACGGUGCAUCCUGGGGCAACGGUGCAUCCAGGGGCAACAGUGCAUCCUGGGGCAACGGUGCAUCCAGGGGCAACAGUGCAUCCUGGGGCAGCCCAAUCUCCUGGGGUGGUAGUGCCUCCCAGAGCAGUCCAGUUUUCUGGGGCAGCAGUGCCUCCCAGGACAGGAGCCCCUUCUGGGACAACAGUGCCUCCCAGGGGGGCAACAACUCCCAAUGCAGCAGCAUUUGCUAGGGCACCAGCGUCUACCCAGAGGGCAACAACCACAGAAGCCAUGCAGGUCCCUAGGGUGGCAGCACCUACCGAAGCCACACAGACUCCUAGAAUAGCAACACCUGCCACGGUGGCUGAAGCCUCUCUGCCAAUGCUUUCUGGGGCUGCAGAGACUCCUGGGACUUCAGGGUCCUCUAAGACAGCAGCCGCUGGCAAAAAAGCAAGCCCUGGAGCUCACACUGGGGCCAUACCUAAGGCUGGAUCAGCCAGUGGCGCUGUGCCCAAAGGUGGAGGCAAGGGUGGAAACAGGAACCGGAAUGGAGGCAAGGGCAAAAAUAGGAAAAACAAGGUUGAAGUAGAUGAGUUGGGGAUGGGCUUUCGCCCUGGUGAUGGGGCUGCAGCAGCUGCUGCAGCUUCUGCUAAUGGGGGACAGGCUUUCCUAGCAGAGAUUCCUGAAUCUGAGGAGGGGGAAUCUGGGUGGACUGAUACAGAGUCAGAUUCAGACUCUGAACCUGAGGUUCAGCAGAGAGGGAAGGGCAAGAGAACCAUUCCCAUGCAUAAGCGACCCUUUCCAUAUGAAAUUGAUGAGAUUCUGGGUGUCCGAGAUCUCAGGAAAGUCCUAGCCUUGCUUCAGAAAUCAGAUGAUCCCUUUAUCCAGCAGGUAGCCCUGCUCACCCUGAGCAACAAUGCCAAUUAUUCAUGUAAUCAGGAAACAAUUCGAAAGUUGGGAGGCCUCCCGAUUAUUGCUAACAUGAUCAACAAAACUGACCCCCACAUUAAGGAAAAAGCCUUAAUGGCCAUGAAUAACCUGAGUGAAAAUUAUGAAAACCAGGGCCGACUGCAGGUGUACAUGAAUAAAGUGAUGGAUGACAUCAUGGCUUCUAACCUGAACUCAGCAGUACAGGUAGUUGGGCUAAAAUUUUUAACAAACAUGACUAUUACUAAUGACUACCAGCACCUGCUUGUCAAUUCCAUUGCAAACUUUUUCCGCUUGUUAGCUCAAGGGGGUGGAAAAAUUAAGGUUGAAAUUUUGAAAAUACUUUCAAAUUUUGCUGAAAAUCCAGACAUGCUCAAGAAACUUCUCGGUACCCAAGUGCCAUCAUCAUUUAGUUCCCUUUAUAAUUCUUAUGUGGAAUCAGAAAUUCUUAUUAAUGCUCUUACUCUAUUUGAGAUUAUCUUUGACAACCUCAGAGCAGAAGUGUUCAACUACAGAGAAUUCAACAAGGGUUCCCUGUUUUACUUAUGUACUACAUCUGGGGUGUGUGUUAAGAAAAUCCGAGCCUUGGCAAAUCACCAUGACCUCUUGGUGAAAGUGAAAGUUAUCAAACUGGUAAACAAAUUCUGAUUGCUCUGUG